CGCUGGCGUAUGGCAGCAGCUGACCAAGACGAAUGUCUAUGUAUUUAUGUCUAUGCGAAGUCAGACUCGUAAAAGAAGCCCGCGGACCUCUGACAUGAGUGUGACAUCGGAACCUCAUUUCAAUGCCAUGUUCCAUGAACGACCAGUAGCAGCCUGACACAGAUGAAGAAAAGUCUAGAAAUGAAUGAAGCAACUCCACAUUUUGGAAUUGCGACUGUUACAUAUUCUGGCCUCGCGGACGACUGAAGCUCCACGUAUUACCAACCUCUGACCUUUAUUUUGAUGCGUUUCCCCAUUGAGGAGAACAUUUUACAUGAUGAAGUUUAAGACCAACAAGACCAGGACGUACGACGGCGAAGGGUUCAAGAGACGAGCAGCUUGUUUGUGUUUCAGCAGCGAAUCCGAAGAUGAGAGUGGAUGUGUCCAAUCUGAGCUGUGCUUGAGAUGUGGCACUGGAUGGGUGACGAGGUGCUACUGGUGAGCAGCAGCCGAUACCCGGACCAAUGGAUUGUGCCAGGGGGAGGCGUGGAGCCUGAGGAGGAACCCUAUGGAGCUGCUGUCAGAGAAGUUUAUGAGGAGGCUGGGGUCAAGGCAAGGCUUGGCAGACUUCUGGGAAUUUUUGAGGACAGAAAGCACAGGACACACGUCUACAUCCUCAUUGUCACGGAGAUGCUGGAGGACUGGGAGGACUCCGUCAACAUAGGAAGGAAACGGAAGUGGUUCAAAGUUGAUGACGCCAUCAGGGUACUGCAGAGCCACAGACCUGUCCAUGCCGAAUACCUGCACAGAUUCAAGAACACCCGUAACUCCACCUGCAGCCCACUGUGUCACCCAAGUAACGGCAACGCACCGGGCUCCCAAGUGAUGGACAGCAACACACCUUCCUCACUACGUUGUUAGUGCCGCACAAACCUCUCGUCAAUUGAGAAUGAUCAAGUACUCCAUUUCAGAUUUACCUGAAACACACUGUUACCUAAAUGACUUGCAGUUUUAGACCAUGAAGUACGGACGCUAAUGACUGAUUUGAAACCCAUUUUGAGGUGGGCUUGUAGAGUGACAAAUUGUUUUUCAAUAAUGGCUACAGAUGUAUGUUUAUUUUUAUAGUGAUUAUCACCAACUGUGUGUCCCUUUAAUGCUUUUUAGAGUGUUGCGUCUGCACUUUAAAGGUCAUUUUUAUUCUUGAUUAAUAAUACAGUAUUUGAUUGUUGUUGUUGCCAGUGUUUGCUUGGUUUCCUGGUGCUCAGUACUGAGAAGUGCUACCUCUCAGAGGAAGUCAUAAUGCUCAAAGUGCCUUGUUGACAAAUUAGCAGAGUAUAUCAUGUGCUUGAAAGAAAACCAAACUAGUUUUGUGAACUGCGAAGAUACAGAGUGAAUUAAAAUAACCUAAAUUAAAUUAUAGCUAUUAAUAUUAACAUUAGAAUCACAUCUGAAUUAAGUAAAAAAUAAAAUCACUUCAAAUGCUGCGUACAAUGUAUCCCCGAAAAUGUGCAUCAUCUGACUUGGUAAUAUCUGAGUAACUAAAUAAAAAAAAUAUUUAUCAAAAUUGGAAAAAAAAAGCUUCAUGAAUUGCUUGUGAAUAAACUAUGUACCUAAUUGCCAA
Syngnathus typhle (broad-nosed pipefish) is the source of this 1600-nucleotide messenger RNA. RefSeq names its product nudix (nucleoside diphosphate linked moiety X)-type motif 4a (gene nudt4a). Gene Ontology annotation, biological process: adenosine 5'-(hexahydrogen pentaphosphate) catabolic process; diphosphoinositol polyphosphate metabolic process; diadenosine pentaphosphate catabolic process. The transcript has 6 exons. The record is from RefSeq and is a predicted model, not a curated record. Gene Ontology annotation, molecular function: bis(5'-adenosyl)-pentaphosphatase activity; diphosphoinositol-polyphosphate diphosphatase activity; endopolyphosphatase activity. Gene Ontology annotation, cellular component: nucleus; cytoplasm. Bases 445 to 900 code for a protein of 151 amino acids. Lineage: Eukaryota; Metazoa; Chordata; Actinopteri; Syngnathiformes; Syngnathidae.